GAGGCAGGCAUUCUGCACGUUGGACAACAGCGAAACAGGCAAGAGAGGAAUGGUGGCGUUACUUUAAUUUUGUUAGGAAUUUCUAGUUUUUUUAGACAACAGUUAGAUAUUCAGCUAAUUUUCCGUUUCUCGGACACGUUCGCGAGUCUCGGUUCUAUGCCACGUUCUCAUUAGUCCCUGCUGGCUCGAGAAAGUGCCUGGGAACAAAGCUCCGUAGCAAGUAUAACCUAACAAUUUCCUCGGCAGCUGUGUGUUUUAUCGUGAAUCGUGAGAAUGGCAAUGAACGAAGAUUUCAAUUUCGCCGAAUUGUGCAGGCUCUGCUCGCUGAAGAGCAAUCAUCAGCUACAGAUUUUCGACAAGGAAGGCGAACAAAGGCAGUUACUUUUCAAAAUACGUUCCUGCAUUCCUGCUGUGAUAACGAAAGAGGACGCGUUGCCGAAAAAUAUUUGCCAGAGAUGCGUGUACAAACUGGACAUGUUUUACGAGUUUCGGGUAAGCUGCAUGACGACGGACACAGUGUUAAAAAAUUACGCCGACAGUUUGAAGCACCUCGCCGCAUCGGUAAGCCAGGCAACUGACAAGGACAAGAUGUCUAAUGGUAGUCAGCAACAGCAACAGCGAUCGGCAUACGUAGAGGCGCAUGCAGUGGCUCAUGCUGCAGUUCAGCAACACAUGGCACAACAAGCUGCACAAGCGAGGCUGGCUGGUCCUGGUCCACCUGCGACACCUCAAACGCCUAAUCCAACUUUUACUUUACCUGACGAUGGUUUGGGAUAUGAUGAUGGUGUACGCGUACUUCGCUCUAUUGGGACAUGGUCUCCAGACUAUUCAGCAGCUAUGCGACCUGGCGGCGUGAUGCCUCCCUUUCCUAGUGCGAUGGAUCAGCAAUUUGGGAGCAGAGCUCCCACAGUGAAUCAGCCGUUAAGAACGACGAACAAUGUGUCGUCUCGUCCAGGAUUUGCGUCAAAGGCUACUAAUACGGGCGAACCGGCGACAAAGGCGUUCGCCUGUACCGUUUGCGGCAAAGGUCUCGCUCGUAAGGACAAGCUCGUCAUCCACAUGCGCAUUCAUACGGGGGAGAAGCCGUAUUCCUGCGAAGUUUGCGACCAAGCCAUCGAGGACAAAGAAACCGACAACGGGAACACCUUGCUUCCGGCGAAAAACCAAUCGGCGUCAUUGCGGAAACCGCACCGAUUCACUUCUGUGUCGCAGCAUUAUACCGCAGAGAUCGAUAACCGAUUCACUUUCCCCCGACUUGUUCGGUCUAAUCUUCUCACUUGGAAGCAUCGGCUCCGCCACAACACGCAGCGCCGUAUUUCCCAGGAUCCACAGCUCCUCCGCAGCCGUACGCGUCUGAAAGGCACUUUUGUCUGAUGUGUCGCACAGAUUUCACUGAUAAGGCUGAAUUCAUGUUCCACGUACGUUCCCAUUUCGAACCUCACACGCAGCAAACGCCACCGCAACAUUCGAGCGGUAAACAGGGAAGCGACCCUGCAACGGCCGAAUUGAUCGCGCGUGGACUGGUCGAUCCUUCGGGAUUAUGCAGCUAGAACUAUCCUUCUUGUCAUUACGCGUCAUCGAUUCGUGUCUUACCAUAGUACAAGUUCUCUACUCCAUUUCGACCAGAACUUUUACAUAGGAUUUCAUGCGUAUUGUGAUUGUAAUGAAUAUAUACUGAUUUAUUAGUGAGAGGUACACGGUAGUACAUUUCUGUAUAAAUAUCAACGAAUACAUACAAUACAGUCUACUGUUUGUUUUUCACAUUAUUAAAUAUAUAAACAGAACUAAAUGUAGCUUUUGAAAAUUGUUGAACGAUUCCUUUUGGACGUCACUACGUCGAUGGUUGAUCGCGAGUCAAUAAAAUGAAACUGCACCGCUUCCUGUAAAGAACAGAGAACAAUAUUUUUCACGUUGCGCAACAUAUCACCGAAAUAAAAGAUCUCAAGUAAUCAUAGAAGUACUACUGUGUAUCCCCGAUAUUAUACAGGAUAGGCCAUUUAAAUGGGAACAUCUAAAUAUCUAUGUUGUUUUUGGAGGUACAGGUAAACUUUGUUAAUAAAAGUUAUUCAGUACAGACGAAGAAAAAUAAGGAUAGUAUUUUUAUGUUCUUGUUGCCCUUGUCUUUCAUCCAUACAUUUCAUUUAAAAUUACAAUUAAAAUGUAUUGCCUAAAAUAAUAAUUUUUCGAUGUAUAUAGUACUUCUUUGUAGAGAAUAUUGAGCUGAAUUGUAGCAAUAUAUAAUUAAUUAAUUAAUUACGGGGGCUGCAAUAUGACAAUGAUUUUUUUAGAUAAAGAUUUUAAGAUCGUUUUCACUUUUUUAAACAGAAUGUUGUUUGAUCUAUUAAUUGUACAUUAACUCAUUAAUAUUAUUAACAUUAAUUGAUUAGCGUAAUAUUAAAUUUAAAAUUUAGUUUUAAUAUUGUUUUAAUAUUGAAUUUUAAUGUACCGAUUGAUAACCUUUAUUAAUAUAUUUAUAUCUCUAGAAACAACGAAGAUGUAAAUGUCUCAUCCUGUAUACGAUGAAUCGAGGCAUGUGUUAUAUUCGUCGGAUAUUUAGAUAUUGACGCGAUACUGAGAUACAGGAAAGAGAUUCUACUAUUGCGCCAAUAUUUAAGUAUUACUUAAAUAGUAUACGUUCCUAACAUAGCUAGCUUCCCGCUAUCUUUAGCCAUUAGCAAUAUCCGCUAUCCAAUGUACAAGUUUGUUCUCAAUGCUAUUAUGUUUUCUUUUCUACACGUUUCGUGACGAACGAUCUGUUUUACAUGUGUUUCACGAUCUG
This is a messenger RNA of Heterotrigona itama, 2779 nucleotides long. The record is from the annotation of a GenBank genome assembly. Lineage: Eukaryota; Metazoa; Arthropoda; Insecta; Hymenoptera; Apidae.